Neurospora crassa OR74A is the source of this 2037-nucleotide messenger RNA. RefSeq lists its product as hypothetical. The coding region runs from base 1 to 1746 and encodes 581 amino acids. Gene Ontology annotation, molecular function: O-methyltransferase activity. The record is from RefSeq and is a predicted model, not a curated record. The transcript has 2 exons. NCBI's taxonomy places the organism in Eukaryota, Fungi, Ascomycota, Sordariomycetes, Sordariales, Sordariaceae.
AUGGCGGACCCGAAAUUCAACGUGUCCGUGUCGACCCUUGAGAUCGACCACGAGAACAACAGCCUGGAUAUGGAGCUGCCGAGUUUGUUCGUGCCGACUCCCGCAACUGAGAGCGAGAAUGAAAGCAGCAGCGAAAGCCAGCACGAGAGCGGCCAUGGUAACACCAUGAGAAACGACGACGGCGAGCUGGAGUCUGACAAGACAGCCGCCUCGGCCGCUACCCCGACUCCAAGCGCCCCGGCUUUCGACAUCGUCGAGGCCGCUGAAGCCCUCCUCGCCCAAGCUAAGAAGCUCAAAGCGACUAUCGACAGCAAGCUCACCCCUGCCCCCAACUCUCCCGAAUCGGCAAAUCAUGUGCCUCUUCCUCCGUCGCCUGAGGAGAUUGCUCUUCGCCAGCGCAUCGCGAAACUAGGCAAGAAGAUUGCCUUUGAGACCGCACCGCCCAUGGAUUCGCUCAAGUCGGAUUGGGUCACCAUCGGCGACGUCGCAGCCUGGAACAUCUUCCUCCACUGGCGCGCCUUUGAUCACAUUCCUCUCACGGGCUCCAUCUCCAUCGCCGACCUCGCCCGUGCUAUCGACGCCGAUGAAUCUCUUGUCUCCCGCAUCGCCUGCAUGCUAAUCUCCACCGGCAAACUCGUCGGCUCUCGCCUCGACGGUGAAGGGGAGCAAGGACCGCCCACCCACGUCUCCCACAGCCGCAUCUCCCGCCUUCUCCGCACUAACACUUCGCCGGCCACCGCUGCCCUCGCCAUCGUUAGUUUCGGCAACGGCAUGAAGGGCUUCGCGAAGUGGCCCGAGUACUUUUCCACCUAUGACAGACACGAACCCCAUCCAUCGGAUAAGGAGAUCUUGGUCCAUGAUAGUAGUGGCAUUGUCGUGACGACCAAGAGACGCGGCGCACAAGACGGUAAUCACAAAAGCUACAUCCCGACACCCUUUUCUCUCGGCUGGGGUCACCCGGCCCUGGCGCCGUGGGAAGUCAAAGCCCGCUACCCGGAGUAUGCGCGCCACUUUGAGAUGGCCAUGGCAGCCAAGGACAAGGGUGCGCAGGGCGCUUUGGGCGGCGAUUUGGGCGUUGGCGGAUAUCGCGGUAUCAACUCUGAGUAUCCGGCCAAGAAGUUUUCGCUUACUUGGCUUGCCGAAGCUGCCAUGCAGAAGCUGGAGCUGUAUGAUUUUCUCGGAGAUGCCAACAUCUAUUUGAAGCCCCUGGUAGUCGACGUCGGCGGCGGACUGGGUCACUUCCUAGCAAACCUCCUGGCUAAGAUCCCAGAGGUCAAACCGGAGAAUUGCAUCUUGCAGGACAGGCCCGAGGUUAUUGCCCAAGUCGCAAAGAACAUCGAGGGUGGAGAUGAGAAGUUGAAGGGUGUCAAGACCAUGGCACAUGAUUUUUUCCAGCCCCAACCUGAGGAAGCCAAGGGAGCAGCGGUCUACGUCGUCCGUCGUGUGUUACUGGACUAUUGCGAUGAGCAGGCCGUGUGGAUUCUCAAACAUUUGAGGUGUGCGCUUGGAAACUUCGGAAGAAUCGUCAUCAUGGAGGGAGUCCUGCUGGACAAGCCGACGCCGGAGAACAGACUGGUGGACAUGGUGAUGAUGAAUCUCGGAGGCAAGUUGAGGAACGAGGAGGGUUACAGGAAGCUGUGUAAGGAGGCUGGCCUCACGGUUACGGGAUACUGGGUGGAUGUGGAGGGCGCGAGUUGUGUUGUUGAGUGUGUCAAGGGGGAUGGCACUGAUGGCUCUGAGGAGUGAUCAUACUCUGCUAAUUGGGGUUCAACAGCAGUGGGGACACCAAUUUACAUGAUAGGAGUUGAAAGAAGCAAAGGAAGAGGAAAGGAAAGGCAAGGCUUGGGAGAAAGAGAUGGGAAGUAGAGCCGCUGGCGGAAGUGUCAAUGCCAGGGUUCAAGGUGCACAUAUCCCAGGGUUACGUAUGUACAUUUUCCAUAUCCGGGGCCCUCACUCAAGCGGGCAAACUGGUAAUGACUUUACACCAUCCUUCCAUAGCUGUGAAUAAGCAAAUCAAUUGAACAAAAAACCUCAAUA